Molecule: messenger RNA, 1055 nt
Organism: Cladocopium goreaui
Lineage: Eukaryota; Dinophyceae; Suessiales; Symbiodiniaceae
Source: the annotation of a GenBank genome assembly
AGGCAGAGCGAACGGCCUUUCUUGAGCACUUGAGCAUGGGAUGGAAAGGUGAUGGUGAUGCCAAGGAUUCGUUGUGAGAAGGUUGUGAUGUUGUGAUCGUGUUUGCUGCCCUGCGAUCAGGCCCAGGGGAGUGGCAGCAGGCUCGUUUUGGAUGUUUUUGGUGGUUCAAGCUCAAGGGUAAGCUCCUUUGCUUCAAAAUGGUGAGGCCAAACUCCAACAACGGGGACAGCGAGCAGAGCGAUAGUUCCUGUGGAGACUCCUGAAUCAAGGCUUGCCGCCCUUCAGAUGGGUGGCACAGACGAGAAUGGCUGGUAUUCGAAGAACGGUGCCCUCGUCCAGCGAUCCAAGGAAGGCGGGCCGGAAGGCCAGCUGCCUUUCAGCCAGGCAUCAUCCACCCAACAGGCCUUUAUGGAUCAUGUCAAAGCCUGUCGUGUCGAACGAGUGGAGGAUUUGCUGGAAUUUCAUCGCGACAAAAUUGACGUGAACUUCCCUGACCCUUUGAAAGGGCAGACCCCUCUGAUGCUAGCUACGCUGGCCGGCAACAUCGACCUUGUGGACAUCUUGCUUGAGGAGCCUUCGGAUCUGCUGUGCAUCAAAUCAGCAGGCUGCAGCGGUCAGGCACAGGCAGAUCCUCACCUUCGGGAACGAACUGAGAUGGCGUACACCCCUCUGGAAGCUGCCCAGGUGAUCAUGCAGGAUGAAGAUCCAGAUUUUGAGGAUCUAGUGCGGAUCCUGCAAGAAGCCUCUGGGUGGGAGCCGUCCCAGCGAGGAGCUGCGUAGUUCAAUUGAGACGUUCUGCGAAGACAGCGGGGAUGUUGGACUUCCCCAGCUUGGCGCUGCACAAUCGCUCAAACCCCAGCGAGUUGAGAACGGCUCGAGAGGAAUUGUGGCUGCUCUGCGGCUGCUCAUUCAGGGCAUCCACACCCAAAAUACAUCAAAAUACCAGAAUUUGAAGGUACGAAGGGCUACCGACAACAAGAGCGAAUACUCCAGGAAAGCAACGUCAGUCAGGGUGCUUAAGACACACUGCAGAGAUCCGCAGAGUCAGAUGCAAA